This is a messenger RNA of Chenopodium quinoa (quinoa), 1751 nucleotides long. RefSeq names its product flavonol synthase/flavanone 3-hydroxylase-like. Lineage: Eukaryota; Viridiplantae; Streptophyta; Magnoliopsida; Caryophyllales; Amaranthaceae. The transcript is spliced from 11 exons. The coding region runs from base 394 to 1332 and encodes 312 amino acids. The record is from RefSeq and is a predicted model, not a curated record.
AAUUAACAAUAUUGUAUAGAUCCAAUUCCACCCGUUAAAAAUUUUGAAUAAAUUAAUUUAUGAUAGAGAUACAGAUACCCACCUAAUUCAUUGAUUGUGUGCUAAAAGCCUAAAAUAACUCAAUUAUCAACUUACCUAUUCCUCUUUGAAGUUUGAAUUAUUGCCGACAAAUUUCACCUGCUUUCGUUGUAACCAAAACACCUUAAACCAAAACCAAAAAAAAAAAAAAUAAUAAUAAUAAUAAUAAUAAUAAUACCCCCUCAAAAAAAAAAAAAAAAAAAAACUUAGGAUAAAAAUAAGUGCUUGUAAUAUCCGAAGAUUUUAGAAAGGAGAGAGGAAGUGAAUUGGUUGAAGAAGCAACAGUGGAGCAGAAAAUAGACUUGUUGAAAAAUUAUGGGAGAAGUUAACUUAAUUGCAAAUCUUCCCAUCAUCGAUUUAUCGGCAACUGAUCGAAUUUCUACCGCUGCUACACUUCGUCAGACAUGCAUCGAAGUCGGUUUCUUCUACAUUGUGAAUCAUGGAGUGGACAAAGCUCUAUUUGAGAGAUUGUUUGAGGAGAGUAAGAAAUUCUUUUCACUUCCCGAGGAAGAAAAAAUGAAGCUUGAUAGGAAGGAAUUCAGGGGAUAUACAGCUUUAUAUUCUGAGAAGUUGGAUACUUCUUUAAAAACCAAAGGUGACCCAAAGGAGUCUUUCUACAUUGGCCCGCUUCAUGAUGAAAUCCGCAAUUUGAACCAGUGGCCUUCUCAAGAGCUUCUUCCAAAUUGGAGACCAACUAUGGAAGCAUACCAUAGACAAAUUCUGAGUGCAGGAAAAAGUUUAUUAUCACUUCUUGCGCUGGCAUUGAACCUUGAUGAAAAGUUUUUUGAGAAUGUAGGAGCUCUGGAUCCACCAAUGCCUGUUCUUCGCCUCUUACAUUAUCCAGAAGGUGACCACAGUUGCCACAAUGAUGAAGUUUUAGGGGCUUCUGCUCACUCUGAUUAUGGUAUGAUCACUCUGUUGGCCACUGAUGGUGUUCCUGGAUUACAGGUCUGUAGGGAAAGAGAUCGUCAGCCACAGAUUUGGGAGAAUGUUCCUCAUGUUGAGGGGGCAAUAAUUGUCAACAUUGGUGACAUUAUGGAGAGAUGGACAAAUGGUUUGUUUAGGUCAACAUUGCAUAGAGUGGUGCCAAAGGGACGAGAACGAUAUUCUGCAGCUUUGUUCCUUGAUCCUCCACACGAUUUUUCAGUGGAGUGCUUAGAAACCUGCUGCAGUGAGUCAAAUCCUCCCAGAUUUCCCCCCAUUUGCUACAGUGACCACCUCCAAGAACGUUAUAGGGUUACAUAUGGAGCUUAGCUAGGAGCCCCUUGGCAAUCACUUACGUACUCGUACCUUAAAGAGCAAAUGUUAGCCAUUUUGGGAAGUGCAAGUACGGUCAUACACAGUAAUACAGUAUGACAUUACCAAUUAUAAUGAUAUAUGUGUGGAUCAAUAGGUGAAAGAUGGAACGAACUUGGAAUUCAUACAUUUAUAAAUGUACUCAUAUUAUUGUAUCUCGUAAAAAUGUAAAAUCUGCUGGAUGACUUUGCUCUCUUUUAGAUUCAUAUGAAUCUGAAGGUAAAGUUUAAGUAAAUCCAAAAAAUGUUUUGUGUAGUGUGAACGGAUUAUGAAAGGAAUUCCAUCCAUUGAUCUGUUGAUUUACUCUGAACUUAUUCUCUGAUUAUUAUAUAGUUUGAACUAUAAGAAGAACUAAAUACAACCUAAAGUUUGUACUC